AGGGGGAAACAUGCAGUCCACUAUAAAAACGUGCCUCAUGCGAUGUUCAACAUAGUGAAACAUGACGGAGUGGCUGCGUUACAGAAGGGACUCGUGCCUGCUUUGUGGUUCCAACUUGUCGUAAACGGGGCUAGGCAUCUACCAACACGCAGACAACUAUGGCCUCCUCAGAGACGAAGAGAACAAAACUCAAUUCGUGAACAGUCUGUUCUUCGGCUGCAUAUCAGGCAUGUGUGGAGGCCUAUGUGGCAGUCCACUACAGCUCGUGAAGACCCAGCUGAUGUCCUACUCCUCACAGAAGAUAGCUGUUGGUACGCAGCAUGCUCACCCUGGCAUGAUGUAUGCGAUGAAGAAGAUUUAUAAGAAGAAUGGAUUGUCAGGGUUGUGGAGAGGUGCCCAUGGCAUGAUGAUGAGGAAUUCUAUUGGGAGCGCCUCGCAAAUUGCUUCGUUUGCUGUAUGUAAAGAAUGGAUGGAUAACAACGAUGUGUUCCAGCAGUCUAAAUAUUUGUCGGCGUUCGUAGCGAGCAACAUCGGAGCGCUCGUGAAGACUGUAUUUUUGAACCCCAUGGAUGUUAUCAUGACUAGGCUUUAUAAUCAAGCUGUCGACGCGAACGGACGAGGGGUCAUGUAUUCGGGUAUAGCCGACUGUGCAAGAAAAAUAGUCAAAGCAGAGGGGGUCUUAGCUUUUGGGAAAGGCAUGGGCCCCUCUUACUUGCGACAAGCACCCCAUACAGUACUGCUUUUAGUAUUCUGGGAUAUGCUUAAAGAUUUGCAAAAGAGUCUUGAAUUGCAUACGUAGUUUUUUUUUAAGAAUGCCUCGAGGUGUCCGUGCCUCAAAGUGUAGAAUAGGAAAAUGAGAUUAUGUAGACUCAAGAUUUUUUUUACAUUAUAUAGGUAUUUCUAGUUCUACUUUUGUUAUUUUUAUUAGAUAAGUUAUUUAUGUAGAUGAUGUGUUAUGAAUGUUAUUGCUAUCCUUUAAUUGUUUAUCAUGGUAGUACAAUGCAAUAAUUAUAUUAUACAAUUAUUUUAUGUUCAGACAGAUAUCGGAAAUGUUUUUAUUCUGAAAGAUAAUGUAUCAGUAGUUACUGAUAAUUCUCAAAUUAUCUAUUAGUUACUUAAAUGUUUUCCUUGCCUUGUCAGGUUAGUAAAAAGUUAUUUAGACUAGUGUUCAUUUAGGGCCGUUUUCAAUAUUCUAUCUAUCUUUACUCACCGGAUAUAGAAUUUGACAUAACUUGUAUGGGCCUAAUGUCAAAAUUCGGAUAGAAUAUUCGGAAGGGCCUUUAAUUUAUAGGUUAUCCAGGUAUUAUGCUUUUUGUUUUGUCCUCCACUUUUAAUGAAUAUUAGUGAACAAUGUAAUAAUUAGAUAACAUUAAGUUUAGUACCUGAUCAUAGAUAAUAUGUAGCAUAGUGCCCCAACUCUCCUCAAACCCGUGUGACUCAGUAUUAUUGCAAACAAAUACCUUAUAAUAAGCAUUUUAUUUACUCAUUUAGUAUUUGUUUAAAAUAUAGCAUUUAAUCCAACGAUUGCAGUACAAAUCUUACUUUAAUUGAAUUAUAAAAAUCUUGUUUUUGUGUUGUUGUCUAAAAAUUAGUGAUAUUAUUUUAUAUGGUAACCCUGUUCUGAAAUAAGCCAAAGAGGAUUGUUGUUACUAUUGUAGUAAGCAACUCAUAAAAAUAGUGGUACCAAAGUUAAGUAAAUAAUAUGAUGGUUUUUUCUUUUAGAAGAAUAAUCUGAAUCUCUGUUGUACACUUGUACUAUAGAUAUCAGUGCCUUUAUAUCAUCUUUUGUAUUUUUAUUCAUUACAUAAAUAAUGUAGAAGAAAUGUACAAUGUAUUGCCAUAUAAUGGUUUAAAACAGUGCUAUUGAAAGUUAAGCUUUAUGGUAGUAGCAAUAAAUUUUAAAAAUGUU
Messenger RNA from Helicoverpa zea (corn earworm), 1909 nucleotides. Its product is annotated as solute carrier family 25 member 35-like. The coding region runs from base 230 to 799 and encodes 189 amino acids. The transcript is spliced from 4 exons. Lineage: Eukaryota; Metazoa; Arthropoda; Insecta; Lepidoptera; Noctuidae. The record is from RefSeq and is a predicted model, not a curated record.